AUGCAAUUCGGCAAAGUACUUGGAACAGCAUGCAGUACCUUCGCUAUCACCAAUAUCGACGACCUGUUCGUGCUGGCCACGUUCUUUACAGAGUCAUCGGUCAAUAAGAAUCUGACGCCACUAAAAAUCGCGAUCGGUCAAUAUGUUGGAUUCUCUGUUAUCAUUGUUAUUAGCAUGAUUGGAUUCGCGGUAGCGCAAGCGAUACCCUCCGAGCCUAUUGGUUUUCUCGGCCUCCUGCCAAUAUUGCUAGGUGUUUGGAAGCUUUUGGGGUUAAUAUUUCCUUCUGAUCUCGAAGAGGAAGAAGAACAGACGGAGAAUGUCAAGACUGCUGGGAUGAAAUGCAUUUUUAAAGUUGCGAGCAUUACCGUAAUGAACGGAGGGGACAAUAUCGGGACCUAUGUCCCGUUAUUUUCGCAGGCCGAGGGAGCAGAGAUCGCAGUUUAUGUUGUCACAUACUACAUACUGCUCGGGAUUUGGUGCCUUAUCGCCUUCUUAAUCAUAAAACAGAGGCAUAUAUUGUUGAUCGCCCAGAAAUAUGCUGGUGUCGUAGUACCACUACUCUACGUUGGCCUCGGUAUAUUUAUCGUUAUCAAGUCACAUUGUUAUCCCUGGUCUAUCCAGAAUAUCAAUGAGGGGUUUCUGGGAAAUCCCGGUAAAGCUAUUCUGGCGACUAUGACAACUUUUUUGUUGUCUUCUUGCAUAACGACUAUGCUUUGGAUUAGACUGCGGAAAAGGUCGGCGGGUCGACGGACCAUGGCGGAUACGGAUAUGGAACUUCAGUCUAUGGACCCGAUUAGCGAAGCGGUUAACUCUAAAAGCGGGACUUAUGGAAGUGGCGCAGGCGUCGCUGGAACUGCUGAGGAAAAUACUGGUAGUAGCUAUAGAGAUGUGGUUCCCGCUGUGGAAUCUAUAUCUAAAUCUAGGGAUAUAUAA
This is a messenger RNA of Orbilia oligospora ATCC 24927, 933 nucleotides long. RefSeq lists its product as uncharacterized. The record is from RefSeq and is a predicted model, not a curated record. The transcript has a single exon. Bases 1 to 933 code for a protein of 310 amino acids. Lineage: Eukaryota; Fungi; Ascomycota; Orbiliomycetes; Orbiliales; Orbiliaceae.